AUGGCAGCGGAAAUAGCGCUUGGAUGCUGCCCUCAACCUCUUCUGUCGGACUACGGAAGCCGGGGAAAGGGCCAAGGCGUCCUCGUUGUUGCGUACGGAGGCGAUCUGUCUCUUCAUGAUAUUCGAGAGACGAUUGAGGACAUGCUUACUGCGCGCUUCCAAGCCGAACACGGCACCUCGCGGUGGCCUUCUCCGUCGUUUUCCCCUUUUGCUUGUGUCGGAGAGAAGAACAGUGCACGGCAUCUCGUGAGCCGCAUAGCCGAGCAGGCUCUCCGACACGUGUUCGUUAUCAACGCAUACACGCCGCUCCAGCUGCUGCAUAUUACAAAGUGGCUGCCCUACUUCUUCUCCGUCCACCCCAGCGUUCGAGCUCUCCUCGUCGACGGGGUAAUCAAGGGCGUCGCGUCCGCUCUGGCGGAGUCUUCGGCGGGACCUGGGCAAACCUUUUUCGCGUUUAGCUCCCGAAGGCGAGUUCCCGAGGGGAAGCGCAUUGAGAAAAGAAAAAGGAAAGCAGACGCAGGUGGCGACGAGAUAGACACUUGGAAGAAAUCGUCUCAGCCGCGCCACAGUGCUUCUCCGUCCGCUCCGUCUUCUCCGUAUUCUCCUUCCUCUCCAUCUGUAGAUACGAGCGCACAGGCCGUAUUCGCCCCUCGAACAAACUCCCCCGCAGGCACUGGGGCUGCCUCCUCGCUCCGGGGACCAACUCACAGCAUGCACAUGCUCACACUCGCCGUUCAGCAGAUCUUGCGGUUACACCAAGAGGAGCGCUUGCUUUUGGUCUACACGAAACAAGUCUCUCCAGCUUCGUCGUCCCUGUCCGAGGGGAAGGAAAAGAGGGAAGACAGGGUCUCAUUUCCUCUCUGGAUUCCCUGUGUCGUCGCAAGACAGAAGGCGUUGGGCGACCGUGCUGUUCACCGCGAUGAGGAAUGCAGCUCUUGCUGUCGAUACACCUCAGAUUCCGCGUUGCAUGGGCCACACAAAGGGAUGCAGGCGUGCGCCCCAGGAAGGAUACCGGAAGCUUGCGUGCAGAGGCGUUUUCCAGGGGCACCUGGCUCUGAGAGCGUCCCGGAAGAAGAAUUGCGAAUGUGGAAAACGGAGGGUGGAGAAAGGCGUUCUUCGCCGCACGAGCAGAUCCUCUCAGAUUCUCUUAGCUCGAGCUUGUCUCACAGUCCACAGAAGCCAGCACGCACAAACAACUCCACCGAAGCUUCUGGAGCGACCGAAGGAAGCACAGAAGCCGGUCAUGGAAGCACAGCAGAGGGAAAAUGCGGAAACGAGGGGACGUGGCAGAAUGUCAAGUUUUCUCGUUUCCCUCAGUGCCCCGGUGGAGCAUUGCUCCGCAUUGUAGCCACUGCUGCCACAGACCCUAGGCCGACGGUUCUCAGAAGCCCUCUUUUGUGCGGAACUCGCCCUAGAUGUCAAGUAGCUGCACGGAGCGAAAGAAACGUCGGGCUGAACGAAUUACGGAGACACUACCGGGUGUUUCAGUUUCAGCUGGUGCGAGCGGAAUCCAGUGUCGCGUGCGAACCUAUGGCAAUCGAGGGCACAAAUGGACAGUUAGGAAAACGUGUAUCAGUAGAGGCGCUAGAGGACAAGCUACGCUCACCUGGAACUUUCCUGGCAUGUGUGUGUAGUUGCCGUUCUGUCGACGAUGCCGGUCGUCGUCACUGUCCGCUUCAACCUGUGUCGGGUCCAGAGCAGAGUGCCCAACCCGGUACACCAGCGAACGCGGCCGGGACGCGCGGCGGUUGCACCAGGCAAAUCACUGGCGUCGUAGUUGGAGGGCGGCACGUUGUUAGGGAAGGCGGGAUCGAGCGACGCAUCGGUGAAAGUGAUUGGGAAAGACAAGAGAAAUCCCCACGGGCACUGCGGGGAGACGGGCACCACGAAGGGACUGAGAACGCAUUCGAACAAGAGGAACGGGAGAAAGACAAACAACACGGCCGCGUUUCGCGAGAUAUCUCAAUCGCACUUCUUCAAGGGAAAGCACAGAGUGUCAAGGAAACCAGGGGAGCGAGCAAUGUAGCUGAGAAACCGAGUUGUGCUACCUGUGGCGUUUUUUUCUUUUUAACAAAGGAGGGCCAUCGUGAUUUCGUGGUGCCUUUGUAA
Neospora caninum is the source of this 2109-nucleotide messenger RNA. RefSeq lists its product as hypothetical. The record is from RefSeq and is a predicted model, not a curated record. NCBI's taxonomy places the organism in Eukaryota, Apicomplexa, Conoidasida, Eucoccidiorida, Sarcocystidae. Bases 1 to 2109 code for a protein of 702 amino acids. The transcript is spliced from 3 exons.